AAAGGAAGAGUGACGCCUAGAAAACUCAAGAAGACGAUGGAGCUGUUUUCAGUCUCCGGGUGCCUGAUCUUUUUACUGUGCCUUAAUUUAGCCUUAUUUUAUCUGUAUCUACUGAAGACCCGUUGCUCGACAAGCGGGAGCUCCGCGCAAGAUGAAGGUAGGCGCCGAGCCCUCGACGUCGCGGAAGAGACUCGCCCCAGUCUCUGCGGAGGAGGCUGCUCAGACCGGGGCCGGACAGGAUACAGAGGAAAACAAUGCUGAAGUAAAAAAUCUCUGCUUACUUUUUGCCCAAUUUCUGAAGGAAUUUCCUGGUCAGAGGCAAACAAUUAAACAGUGCAUCACAUGCCUUCGGGAAAUGGCAGACCAGGUUGACAAGAUACAUAAGAACUGUACCAUCACCAGUCUUAUUGGAAAUGUUACAUCUGCUUUAUCUGAGGUCUUCAGAAUGGGGUCACAAUUCUUAGACUCUUCUUCAGCACGUGGAUCUUUACACACUGCUAUCGCUGGAAUAAGUUUUGGGGUUUGUGGCACAGCUGUUGAUGUAGGUGCUAAUAUAUUUGAAAGUGUUUACAAAAUGCAGAAAAAAGAAAAAACUGAAGACCUGUUGAAGGAGGGAACGAACUCCCUAAGAAAGCUGAUAGGACCUAGUGAAAUGAAUUUCACUUCUGAAUUGCCCUUAAGUACCUGGAGAAUUGCAUCGGAUAUUAUCCCAACUAUUUUUUCAGUUGGCACAACAAUGUCCGCUGGGAAACGACUCCAUACCCAUAUAAAAGCAUUGAAGUGUGUCAAAGAAAAACCUGAGUUGCUAGAUUUAGCCAUGAAAGUUGCUGCUGGCCAGGGAGAUAAAGAAGAGAUCAAGAAAGUGUGGAGUAAUUUUCAGGGAACUCUCCUUGCAAAAACCAAAAGUGAAAGAAUGCAGGAUGUAGCAUGGUCCCUAUGCACUAUCCUAGGAAAUAUCAAGAAAAUUGCUGAAGGUGUCAUGGAAUUGAGAGAUGGUGCCGAGGAUGAAAUGGCAGCCAGAAUCAGAGAAAAAGCUAAUCAGCUGCAAAAAGAACUACAGAGACUGAAUAAGCUUUAUGAGUGGCUAAAAGAGCAGGGCAUAACAGAAUAUGAGUCAUGCCCACCCAAGCCUAAAUUCAUAUAACCUUGCAUUCUGUUCACCUCCAGGAAGUCAACCAGCCGGGCAUGAUGGCAAUAGUCUCCAUUCUGCUCUUGAGAUGAUUGAAACAAAAAAACCCAGUUCCAACCUGAUAUGUCAUCCCCAGAUUUUAAUCAGAAACAUUGAAAUGGAGAUGAUAGUAUCCUUAAUUUGGGGAUGGGCAACUUGUGUUCCUUCAGCUGUGUUGCUCUGUAACUCCCAUCAGCCCUAAUCAUUGGUUCUGCUGGCUAGGACUGAUGGAAGCUUUGGCUUUCUGGUUGUUUUGGACUACAAGUUGGCCACCCCUGCCUUAAUCUGUAAGUUUUUCCUUUUAUGAAAGGACUCCUGGAAAUGGUGGAAAUUCUGAUUUCUUUUGAGUUGGGACACUGAUCAAUUGUCAAUUUGAUUGGUCAGUAGACUGCCCAUUAUUUAACUGUGCACAGAUAUGUUACUAUACUGUCAAUGUUGUCUGAAGAACUGUCCUGCCGCCUGUUUAGCAAAAUUGCCUUUCAAGUUUGAUUUUAAAAGUUUUACUUUUACAGUAAUUGAUAGAUUCUGACCCUUCCCCCUUUUGUUUGCUUAUAAUAAUGGUUGUUAUUUUGGUUUAUUUCUGCUUUAAUUUCAUAAGAAUCUGUUUGACUGCAUGGUUGAGCCUGAUGUUCUAGGAUAAAAACUGCAGGGUGACCCUGUUAUUCUAGGAAAGGGUCCCCUAACAUUUUGGACCUGUGGACAUAUUUGGGGGUUUGAGAAACUGCUGUGUGCACCUGCACAAAAUGGCUCCCGUGAAGGAUGUGACUAUUCCCAGAAUAGCCUGGCUAAUCAAAAGGCAAGUAAAUCU
Molecule: messenger RNA, 1976 nt
Organism: Varanus komodoensis (Komodo dragon)
Lineage: Eukaryota; Metazoa; Chordata; Lepidosauria; Squamata; Varanidae
Product: apolipoprotein L3-like
Exons: 2
Coding region: 152-1144 (330 amino acids)
Biological process (GO): lipoprotein metabolic process; lipid transport
Cellular component (GO): extracellular region; membrane
Molecular function (GO): lipid binding
Source: RefSeq, a predicted model, not a curated record